UGGAUAUUUUGUUCUGUAUGGCUGACCAGUCCCAUAUAUAUGUUUGAUACGUAAUGCAACAGUAUAGUAGAAUGACGAAGACUGGGGAUUUGUAUACUGAAGAAAAGUAGUAGUCAGAAUCCGUUUCUAGUAGCAGUAGCUGAGUUUGAUCAUGCUCUGGAAUUAUGAUGUUCAGAGCUCUGUUAUGCAGCUGAUAUUAUCCAAGUGUUACAAAACUUAAAAUCAUGCUUCAUGACAGUGAUAUUUUGGAACUCCAGUGAUAUGAGGCCAUGAAGUUAGUGCGGCAGGUGGGUUGGGGCCGUGCACUCUUAGUGUUAUUAGUGAUAUGGUUGUUAGUGUUGGUGUUGUUUGCUGCAUCACCUGUAUUUCGGGUUCCAUCAUCACCUGAACCAGAUUCCCGCACAAUUCAGCGCUUAGCACGUGCAUUUCAUGACCUGGAAGUCCUGAAGAGGCAAAACGCUGAACUCAGAAGCCUCUUCACAGAUAUUAGUGUUGGAGAUCCGUCUCUGAAGCAAGAGCAGCGAGAUGUGUUAUUUCAGGACUUGCAGAAAAGGCUGCAGAAAGCAGAACAAUUGUUGGAACAUUCUCAUGACACUGAAAAAUUUGGUGGAAUUGAGCCCCGAGAGGAACCAAGCAUACAAUAUGAGCAGAUGAGACGUAAGAUUUCAAAUGGAGUCCAGGAGAUGUGGUACUUUGUCAGUGGAGAACUGAAAAAAAUACAAAAGCAAGCUUUGGCACUGUCUCCACAACUUGCUACUAGAAUCACUCGAGUGCUUGAGGAAGGCGUUGUCCAUAAGAGGUCAUUGAUUACGGACAUAGACACGCUGUCAGAAGUAGACGGGUACGGUGCUUGGCGAGAGAAAGAAGCGAAUGAUCUGAGCGACUUGGUGCAGCGACGAUUCGAUUACCUACAGAAUCCUGAAGACUGUGGAUCAGCAAGGAAACUAGUCUGCAAUCUGAACAAGGGCUGUGGAUAUGGUUGCCAACUUCACCAUUUGGUGUAUUGCUUUACUGUAGCAUAUGGCACAGAACGAACCCUGAUACUUAAGUCUCGAGGUUGGCGUUACAGAAAGGCGGGCUGGGAAGAGGUGUUUCUGCCAGUUAGUCGAACCUGCACUGAUCCAUCAGGAAGAACACACAGCCACUGGCCAGGAAGACCAGAUACUCAAGUUGUAGAACUACCGAUUGUGGACUCUUUGUCGCCGCGACCUCCUUAUCUGCCCUUGGCUGUACCAAAAGAUCUGACUCCUAGGUUGGCUCGAUUACACGGUGAUCCAAUAGUUUGGUGGAUUGGUCAGUUCCUUAAGUUCAUUCUUCGGCCACAGGAGGCCACAAGUAACAUGAUACAAGAGGCUUCGGUCAAACUUGGCUUCAGGAGGCCUAUAGUCGGUGUCCAUAUCAGGAGAACCGACAAGGUUGGAACAGAAGCGGCGUUCCACCCCUUGGAAGAGUACAUGUCCGCCGUGGAUGAAUACUACUGUCUUCUAGAAAUGAAGCAGAAGGUGGAUAGACGGAGAGUGUAUCUUGCUUCAGACGAUCCGAAGGUCAUUUCCGAAGCACAGAAGAAGUAUCCCGAAUAUGAUAUCUUGGGUGACCCAAAUGUGGCAAAGACUGCGGCAGUGUCGACACGAUACUCGGACACAUCGCUGAAUGGCAUCAUACUCGAUAUUCAUUUCCUGUCAUUAUCUGAUUACCUAGUCUGCACUUUCUCAUCACAGGUGUGUCGAGUAGCGUAUGAGAUAAUGCAAACCCUGUAUCCGGACGCGGCCAAACGGUUCCGCUCGCUGGAUGACAUAUAUUACUAUGGUGGUCAGUCCUCACACAUACAGGUUGCCGUUCUCCCGCAUCAUGCCCGUGACAUGAACGAGAUGACUCUUGAACGGGGUGAUUUGGUGGGCGUCGCUGGUAAUCAUUGGGAUGGUUACAGCAAAGGCAAGAAUCUUCGCACCAAUCAGAUAGGUCUUUAUCCAUCCUUCAAAGCACAGGAUCGCGUUGAAGCUGAAGAUUUUCCGACUUUCCCUCAGGUACCACUUCUUAGGGCAUCAAACCCAGAAUCGUGAGAAGAGUAGUGUUUAUGGUCCAGCGUAGGAUUUGAUGUUUUCAAAGCGGUGAGUAUGAAGUUCGCUGUCUUCAGCGUAAGACUUUGAAGCAUGUUUGGAGUUCCUUCGUACCUUUAAAGUAAGCAUAAAAUAAGUCUUACGGCUUAACUGCGUAGAACCACCAGAGUCGUGGAAAUUUUUAAGGAAUGUUUUAUAUUAAAGAAAGUAAUUUUUUGUAAUUUUUUUUAGCGUUGCUGCUGAAUUACUGUUUGGCAUAAAAACUAAGAUUUUGGAGGAAAGUACAGUCUGUGCAAGUUUUGAGGAAAUCUGAACAGUUUAGGUAGGACAUUUAAACUUUUUUGUGUUUAUUUGUCGUGGAACAACAUGGUAUUUUGUUCUAUUAAUUCAAAUUGUACUUAACAGUACUUCAAAAAAAUUGGUUGAUUAUAGGAGUGCAGCUAAUGAUAGGAAGGUAAACGUUACUGGGCUGAAUUCUGAAUAUUUUGUAUCAUGUAAAUCUUACAGUGUAAACGUCUUGUGAUGCGACCUUAAUUAGAGCGUGACGUCUUUUAAUUUUAUGGCCACUGGGAAGAAAGUGUAGGCAUGUUUCAAUUUCUAACAGCAAUAAUACAUCCUUCCUUCACACCAGACGUGACAGAUCUUCCCGUCUGUUAAUAACCAAAAGGGAGGACGGCGGAGUCUUGGACCGCGUUGAUAAUGAAUCUUCGAGCUGAAGCUGAUUGUUCUUGAGAGAAUCUCUGAUUUUUACCUACAUGUUAAGUUUUAAUAGAAUGAGAUAUGAUUUUUCUUGAGGAUCACAGUGUUUAUGAUACAUUUCAUAUGAAUAUAUAAUUGGUAUAUGGAACCAAUGCUAGUUACUUGAAGUUUAAUUAAAAAUAGCAAAUGUGUGUGUGUGUGGUGAUCAUAACAUUAGAGUAACAAUCCUGAAUAUAUUGUUUAUUGUCUUCCAGUAGUACUAACCAAGAUAUUUUAAAAUGUGUAUAAAUCUUUGUUUACUUUUAAUAUUUUGACCCAGUAGCCGCGAGCUUCGUAUUCACGAUCACAGAACUUAGUGACGUCGUUAUUGAUCAUCAUAAAGAUGAACACAGAGGAUAAUGAUAUAAUUUAAUAAACUGAGUGAUAUGACGACAGGUUCUGUCGAUGCUGGUUUAUUUGAUAAUGUGAUUUUAUUGCGAUUUUGCUUGUAAUGUUUUGUUUUAUGCUGUUAAAUACUCGCUCUAUAAGCGCCGAUUUUUGCAUACCAGAUAUUUUCGUAACCUUGCAGAAAUAUGUAAAAUAUGUUAACAGGCAAUUAUUUUAUUUUCUGCCUUUCAUAAUUUCUCUUCAUUUGUAACGCGCUUCGAUGCCAUUUUUAAAUGUGUUUAUUUUACUGGGGGUCACUGUGCAGCAACGUAUUCCUAAUUUACUUAUUCCCUUCUUAACAUGUUAGUGCGUCUUUUCCCCUUCACACUUCUUCACGACUUUCACAAGAAACAAUGAGAUCAAAUAAGGAAAAUUCUUAUGUAUCAAAUAUACCUCAGACAUUGGGCAAUGUUGAAUAUGUGUUGUACUGAUACUCUAGUCAGUUCUGAGGUGAUAUUUUCGAUAUAUACUGCUCUAUUUUAUCUUUAAAACAAUAUUUUUCUCACUUCUGUUAUACUACAAAUAAUUCACAUUCAUCAAGAAAAAAUGUGAAAGAAGUCGUAACAUGAAGAUGAAAGUAUUGCGUCUGAUGAAGUUUUAUAAGUAAUCGCAGAAUCUUGCUAGACCCGUAGUAGAAAUGUUGGACAGUGUGGUAAACUUGACUACAUGACAACAUUCUUCUGCAAAACUGUAAAUGAAUUAACUACUUAACCACAUUACUACAAUUUUUUAUCGGUAUUUGUAUGGUGCUAGUGAAUUUGGGUAGGAGGCUAAUGCAGAACAUUGGCAUUGUUUAUAAUGAAGUGGAGCUUAAAGUUUAAAAAAAUUGACAGUGGAACCACGGUUCCCCAGUUAACAUUGAAUAACGUUUAACUGUACAAGUAUAUUGGUACCGAAAUAAAAUUUUAUUCAUGCAUUAA
Molecule: messenger RNA, 4102 nt
Organism: Zootermopsis nevadensis
Lineage: Eukaryota; Metazoa; Arthropoda; Insecta; Blattodea; Termopsidae
Gene: FucT6
Product: alpha-(1,6)-fucosyltransferase 8
Biological process (GO): protein N-linked glycosylation
Cellular component (GO): Golgi cisterna membrane
Molecular function (GO): glycoprotein 6-alpha-L-fucosyltransferase activity; protein binding
Source: RefSeq, a predicted model, not a curated record